AUACCAAAGAACCCUUGAUGGUCGAAUUUUACCUUCUUUGAAUACCGGCACCACCGGCACGACACUUUCCUUCGAGUUCGUAAAGGAGUCGGGUGGGUUGUAAAAUGUGCCUGCAAUUUGUUGCAUGGUGCACGGUGCAGGUCGUUAGCCCUUCACUAGUUGCAUUGUUGCCUACAAGUGCCCCAACUUACCUCAAACCUCCAGGAAGUCCACUGAAAGUUAUACACAGGGAAAGGAUUGACACUGAAUUCAGCUUACAAAGGUCAAGAAAACCAAAAUCAUGGAGAAAAUCAACUGUGGACCAGUUGUGGAAAUGCAGGGAGAUGAGAUGACCAGAGUGAUCUGGGACCUCAUCAAGGAAAAGUUAAUCCUGCCGCACGUGGAGCCAGAGAUCCACUUCUUUGACCUGAGCAUCCAGAGCCGCGACGCCACCGACGACCAGGUGACGGUCGACUGCGCUAACGCCAUCAAAAAGUACGGCGUCGGCAUCAAGUGCGCCACCAUCACUCCGGACGAGGCGCGCGUCAAAGAGUUUGACCUGAAGAAGAUGUGGAAGUCGCCCAACGGCACGAUCCGUAACAUCCUUGGCGGCACCGUGUUCCGCGAGGCGAUCCUGUGCGCCAACAUCCCUCGGCUGGUGACCGGCUGGACCAAGCCCAUCAUCAUCGGCCGCCACGCGCACGCCGACCAGUACAAGGCCACCGACCUGGUGAUACCGGGCGCCGGGGAGCUUCAGCUCGUCUUCAAACCGGCCGACGGAGGGCCCGCGCAGACGCACACCGUGCAUAACUUCCAGGGAGCCGGUGUGGCGAUGGGCAUGUACAACACGGACGAGUCGAUCGAGGCUUUCGCGCACUCGUCCUUCAAGUACGCUCUGGAGAAAAAGUACCCACUCUACCUCUCAACCAAGAACACCAUCUUGAAGAAGUACGACGGCAGAUUCAAGGACAUCUUCCAGGAGAUCUACGACAAGCAGUACCGUCCCCAGUAUGAGGCCGCCGGUAUCUGGUACGAGCACCGUCUCAUCGACGACAUGGUCGCCUACGCCAUGAAGUCCGAGGGCGGCUUCGUCUGGGCGUGCAAAAACUACGACGGAGACGUGCAGAGCGACUCUGUCGCGCAGGGAUAUGGCUCCCUGGGCAUGAUGACCUCGGUGCUGAUCUGUCCGGACGGCCGGACGGUGGAGUCUGAGGCGGCCCACGGCACCGUCACCCGGCACUACCGGCAGCACCAGAAGGGCAACGAGACGUCCACCAACCCCAUCGCGUCCAUUUUCGCGUGGACCCGCGGCCUGCUGCACCGUGCCAAGCUGGACGACAACCCGCGGCUGGGCGACUUCUGCCGCGCCCUGGAGGCCGUCUGCAUUGAGACCAUCGAGGCCGGCCACAUGACCAAAGAUCUGGCCAUCUGCAUUAAGGGCAUGGCCAACGUCACCCGCGGCGACUACCUCAACACGUUCGAGUUCCUCGACAAGCUGGCCAGCAACCUGGUGGCCAAGCUGUCCAAGUGACGGUGCCGACUCUAGGGGCCCGCCGCUCCAGUGGACUCUUCGGCGACCCAUAGACCAUGACCUGACCCCGGGUCAACUCAGGUGGCGGGAACAAAAUACGUGGCCGCUGUUUUCUCAGGCCGCCGUUUGCCAUACAGGAACUUGUUCAUCCUCCUAAGACGUAAUUAUGAGGUUGUGUUUUGAUGAAAUGCACUGGUUGGUCUUGCUGUUAUAUUCCACCCAUGACGGUUAACAAAUAUUUUAUAUCAACUCAUCUUUCAAUAGAAUGGUGCACACUUGUUUUAGAUUGAUCUACUUUGUCACGAUGUGUCAUGUGUUUGUAAGAUUUGCGACACGUUUUAUCCGUUCAUUAUCCCACUGUAUUGAGGCGAUGUGUGAGGAAGUUACGCACUAUGCAAGAGGCACGACCGCCCGUGUGCCAUCGCUCAACGAUGAGUGGUGUUGGAAGCUUGUUACGGAAGACAACUGACCGCCGACAUUCCCUACGCUCGCAGCCGCGCUCAAAUCAUAAUCGGGAUUAAAUAAAAUACUCCUGGUCUCAA
Molecule: messenger RNA, 2052 nt
Organism: Amphibalanus amphitrite
Lineage: Eukaryota; Metazoa; Arthropoda; Thecostraca; Balanomorpha; Balanidae
Product: isocitrate dehydrogenase [NADP] cytoplasmic-like
Exons: 10
Coding region: 281-1510 (409 amino acids)
Biological process (GO): isocitrate metabolic process
Cellular component (GO): mitochondrion; cytosol; peroxisome
Molecular function (GO): isocitrate dehydrogenase (NADP+) activity; magnesium ion binding; NAD binding
Source: RefSeq, a predicted model, not a curated record